UUCCUAUUCAUUUAUUUAUUUAUUGUUUCCACGUUAGAAAGGUGGAAUGAUUUGAAGAAGAAUAUAAGAAAAUAAAAAUCAUGAAUAGAAGGUAGAAUGUUUUGUAUUCUUUCUAAUAAAACACUAACUUAAUGUUUAUUUAAUACUGUUUUGAUUGGAGUCAUUGUUCAAUGAUAAGGAAGGUGAUGUUUUUAGGAUCUUUUGGGGAUUGUUUUUGUCUCUGUUUGAGGAGGAACUGGGUUCAGCCGGUUGGGGCCUUUGUUGAAUCCCCUUCUCUGCUCCCACCAAAUAGAGGGUACACCAUUGCUCUCUUGUGGGUUUCGGUACUUUAAUCACUUCUUGCCUUUUUCUUACUCAUCUGUGGUUCUAGAUUGUGAUUUGAUGAUUAUUUUUGGUUUUUGUUAGUUAAUUUUGAUGUGGAUUAUUAGAUUUUAAUGCCUGUACUGAUGCACCUAUGCUGCUGCUAAAUUUCUCUUUUGGGUUCCCAAUUUGUUGUUUUUUUAAUUUUAUCAAACAACAAUUUUUGGGAUUUGAGUGAUAUUCUUUUUUUUUGUCCUAUGAAGUUAAGAAACUUUGUUUUCCCUCUUACUAAGUGAAAGAUUGUCUAAUUUGCUCUAUAUUCAUGAUUAUGAUGUGUUUGUGAUAUUGUUGAUGUUGCUUCUGCCGCUGUUAUCAGCUCCAAUUCACAAGCUACAUGAUGAUGCUAAUAAUGAUCAAAAUCCCCUUCAAAAAAUAAAAAGAAAAUUUUGUUAUGGUGAAAUUUUUAUAAUAGCUCCUUUGUGGGAUUUGGCUCUUCUGGUCUUCAUACUGUGCAGAAUAAGGAAAAAAAAAAAAGAAAAAGAAAAAAAACCUAUAAUUCUGUUUUUUUUGGGGGUGGUGUUGGAUAUUUUAUUUUUAUUUAUUCUUUCCCUGGGUGGGGUUUUAUAUUUUGAUUUAUUCUUCAUCUUCCUCUUAAUUGUUUGCAAUUCAUUCUCCCUCUCUGUCUUUUGAAUUGGCAGAUUCUGAAGACAAAGAUGGUUAGUUAUUACCAGAGUUAAAGUAAAUAAAGAGAUCUCUUUCCAACAUACUUAUCGGAACAAAAACUUGCCUCGUAUCCUGAAUAGUAACAUGAUGUAUCUGAACCAAGCUUCUACCACUGUUUCCUAUGGGGAGCUCCUUUCCAGGAGUUUUCUCUCUCCUUGUAACAGUGUUGAAGUCCCAUCCAUUGAAAGCAGAAAUGAGAUGGUUUUGAUUCCGUCUACAAGUGACCCUAUGAGUAUGCAACCGAUUGGUGUGCAGCUAAACAUUACAACAAGUCUUCCUGUUGACAACUCUGUUUCGGUGGAUCCCCAUAUGGUUUCAGGAACACCGCUACACAUUUUAGGCAGUGAACAAAAUUUUCAGUAUCAAGGCUUGUCUCUCAGCCUUGCCACACCAAUAACAUCUUCAGUUCAUGUCCCUUCAUUUCAAUAUCAUUUUAGAAACCCCGGUCUUUCUUCCUCAGUGAGUUCCCAUGUUCCAUAUUCACUGGAGGAUGCCUCUCAAAGUAAGGAGUCAAUAAAUGCUGAAUACUUAUCGUUUUAUUCACCUGAAGGCACUCACAAUUUGAUCAAAGUGGGGGCAUUGAACACCCCUCAAUGCUCAAUAAGCCCGAAAGAUAUACAUUCUGGUCGAAAUACAUAUGACCCAUCAGAUCUUGCAACUCCAAUUUUGAACUCUAAAUAUCUUAAGCCAUCACAACAAUUGCUUGAUGAAGUUGUUAAUGUUGGGGGAGCUUUGAAGCAGAACGAGUCCGACAAACACAACCUAUAUAAGUUUGGUCUAGAUGGCUCCAAAGAAAGUGAAAUGAAAUCUAACAGUAGCUCUAUGCUCCCCUUAUACAGUGGUGUGUCUUCUGAUCCGCAUGAGUUGGCUACCAACUCCUCUUGUGAGCAUUCAUCUGUAGAACAACAGCAUUUGCAGAACCGGAUAACAAUGCUUUUGUCUAUGUUGGAAGAGGUAGAUAGAAGAUACAAACAAUAUUACCAUCAGAUGCAAAUCACUGUGUCAUCUUUUGAAAUGAUAGCUGGGUGUGGGGCCAGUAAACAAUACACAGCACUUGCCCUCCAAAGAAUCUCCCGUCACUUUCGGUGCUUACGUGAUGCAAUCAAUAGUCAGAUUCAAGUUUCUUCGCGAAGCUUAGGGGAGCAAGAUGAAACACCAAAUGGUCAAGGAGGAGUAUUAUCCCGUCUCCGCUAUGUGGACCAACAACUCAGGCAACAGAGGGCUCUUCAGCAGCUUCGAAUCAAUCGGCAUUCUUGGAGGCCACAGAGAGGGUUGCCUGAGAGCUCUGUUUCAAUCCUCCGUGCUUGGAUGUUUGAGCAUUUCCUUCAUCCCUACCCAAAGGACUGGGAGAAAGCCAUGUUAGCGAGGCAGACAGGCCUGACCAAAAGCCAGGUUGCAAAUUGGUUUAUAAAUGCACGGGUGCGUCUUUGGAAACCCAUGGUUGAAGAGAUGUACAAAAAAGAGUUUUGUGAUUUAGAGGCAGGCUCUAAUUCUUCACCAGAACAUGCACCCAAAGAAUCAAGAGAGAAGUUGUGGGCAUUUGAGUAUAGGGGAGAAGAGUUGCGGGAAAGUGGGAUGUCCACAGUUGCUGAUGGUGGCCACCUGGGGCAAUUCAAUGACUUGAAGUCUGAUUUUACCCCUGAUAUAGAAAUGCAUGGGUUCACAGCAAGGUUCAACUUUCAGAAUGUCGUUCAUGUGGAUGAUGACAUUGAUUCAGGGAUGUUGAAACUGCAGGAUGACCAAACUUGCAUUGGGGUUGCAACGUCGUGAAAAAUACUCACUGCCUUUGUCUGGUGGGAUGUGAAGAGGGGACGAUGCAAAAGAUUCUUCUUUGGGGGCCUCCUGUCACAGCAGAUUAUCAAAGUGUGGAUUCUGGAAACCAAUGACACAGGUUCAGCAACUCCAAACUUCUUACCUGGUUUUGUGGCAUGAGGAAAUGCUUCCUGCAAUUCUGCGGAUGUAAAUUCAAUACUCAUGUGAAAAAAAUUUCUUAGUAGGGAAAAGAAAGGAUAAAAAAGAAAAAUUCAUUGCUUUUUGGUGGAUGAGUAGCAUUUUUUUGUAAAUAUGAAAUGCACAUAUAUUCACGUGUAAUUGCGAAUAAGGAAACUUGUACACUAUUUUUUUUUUCUUCGAAAGAAUGAGUUUGAUGUAUCAUUUAUUUGAAACAAAUAAGAAUUGGAUAAUCAUUUGUUAUCGGUAACAUACAAAUUACUAUAGGUUUCAGUUAGCAAUGCCAACUUUGUGCACUUUAUCCUGUUUUUUAAGUUGGCUGAGUAAGUUUAGAUUUAAUAUCCAUUGCUUGCUUUCAGAAGCAUUCUUUGAAAA
Cornus florida is the source of this 3348-nucleotide messenger RNA. Its product is annotated as BEL1-like homeodomain protein 3. The transcript is spliced from 4 exons. The coding region runs from base 1108 to 2793 and encodes 561 amino acids. Gene Ontology annotation, biological process: regulation of transcription by RNA polymerase II. Lineage: Eukaryota; Viridiplantae; Streptophyta; Magnoliopsida; Cornales; Cornaceae. Gene Ontology annotation, molecular function: DNA-binding transcription factor activity, RNA polymerase II-specific; RNA polymerase II cis-regulatory region sequence-specific DNA binding. The record is from RefSeq and is a predicted model, not a curated record.